AUGGCAACAAUCACCUCCCCACGCGCCACCUCGCCGGCCCCCAUCAUAACCUCCCCAUCGCUGGCGAGCCUCAACUCACCAACCAACUCUGGCACGCCCACCUCCUCACUACGGCCUUCCCUCGACGUCUCCCGCCCCUCCGAUACACCCUCACAUCCACAGCAGUCGCAGCGGCGUAAUCGUGCCGCCCUGCGCGACUACUACAACCUCAAAUCCCGGCCCGCGACCGCGCAACCGGGCCGCAAGAGCUCCAUAGCCAGCACCGCCAGUGACGCCACCACCAACACCACCACCACCGUCAACGCCGGCGGGGCCGAAGACAACGAUACGUCGCCGCUCCUCACGCGUCUGGACGGUGCGGACUUUGACGCCGAGGCGUUCAUCAAGAGCCUGCUAGAAAGUUCCUCGCUGCGCGAUAUCCUCAAGACCGAGUCGGCGCUAGUAAGUGAGAUACGAACGCUGAACGGAGAGCGGAAGGCGCUGGUGUACGACAAUUACAGCAAGCUGAUUAGGGCGGUGGGGACACUGGGAGAGAUGCAGCGGGGCAUGCGGAGGGAUCAGAAUGGCGUCAGUGGGUUGGAUGGGGUGGAGGUCGUGCGGGGGAAGAUGGAUGCGUUGGAGGAGACGGUGAAGACGAUGGGUGUUGAUGGACACGAAGGAGGUGCGACGGACCUCGGUGCAGGGGGCGGAGCUAAGGAAAGGAGGAGGAAGAAGGAGCAGAAGGAGAGGGUGCGCUGGGUGCUGGAAGCGCCGAGACGGCUGGAGGGGAUGGGGAAAGCGGAGGCCAACGAUGAAUUUCAGCAAGUCAGAAAAGCGCUGGAUGCGUGGGAGGGCGUGACCGGCGUGGAAGAGCUAAGACACGCCUGUGAACGAGUUAUGGCGGCGAAGCGGGGCCCCGAGGAGGAAGACGAAGAGGGCGGAGAUGGAAAGACAUGA
Messenger RNA from Cyphellophora europaea CBS 101466, 936 nucleotides. RefSeq lists its product as uncharacterized. The transcript has a single exon. The coding region runs from base 1 to 936 and encodes 311 amino acids. The record is from RefSeq and is a predicted model, not a curated record. Gene Ontology annotation, cellular component: membrane; GARP complex; EARP complex. Lineage: Eukaryota; Fungi; Ascomycota; Eurotiomycetes; Chaetothyriales; Cyphellophoraceae. Gene Ontology annotation, biological process: lysosomal transport; Golgi vesicle transport; Golgi organization.